Messenger RNA from Penicillium manginii, 1584 nucleotides. RefSeq names its product PBSP domain protein. The transcript has a single exon. The record is from RefSeq and is a predicted model, not a curated record. The coding region runs from base 1 to 1584 and encodes 527 amino acids. Lineage: Eukaryota; Fungi; Ascomycota; Eurotiomycetes; Eurotiales; Aspergillaceae.
AUGGCGUUACUCCUGGUUUUUUACUGGGUACUCCUUGUCUGUUGCUCUAUUUCCGGGGUCUUCGUGUCUGCAGCAGGGAGCGAUGCGAUGAAGACAUCUGGCGCAGACAUUGAAGUGGGGAGCCCAGAAUGGGCUACUAGCAAGGAAUUCAAUCCAGAUAGGCUUCAGGACCUUUAUAUACUAUCGGAUGAUAAAGGGCAAAAACAGAUCUCUAGAAAAUGGGCAAACCAGCUAGAGAAGAACAGAAGCAGCCGAGAAGCACAGUGGAGUGCUGCCCAGAAUGAGUUCGAAACUCUACAGUUCGGCACUAGCAAACGAAGCAAAUCUCGAUUUAUGCAACUCCUGGAUAGAUACAGAGCAAAAGUCAUGAAUUCUCGAGAAGAGACUGCUCACAAUUAUCGAAUCGUGGAUGACCUCGAAGAAGGAGGAAUCAUCACCGGAUCAGGAGGUCGGUAUAUAAAGGCAACAUCGAUACAGUUUCAACUUAACGGAGGAAAACUAACAACUGUGAAUGCCGUCCUCAGCUGCAACCCAUUCAAUACUAUCUGCAAGGAUAUGCUUUUAAAACUUCAUCCUUCUGUUAGAUCCAUGCUUGAAAAUAUCCUGCGAUACCUAGUCGCACCCAUGGCAGCUCAAUAUCGCGAUGUGACGGUUUACCCUUUGUCACUCAACAUAGAUAUUCGACUAGAAAGUAUUUAUGAUCGUCAGCACAAUCAUUUAAACACUGGACUUUCUUCCGUAUCUUCUGCCAAUAGCGAUACUAGGGUGAUAACCAUCCAACUCCCAUAUCUGAACACAUUGGCGCGAUCCUAUUCGAAGGAUACCGUCUGGAGGGAGAUUAUGGGAACUGUGACACACGAGGUUACACAUUUGUUCCAAUGGUAUAACCACCGACUUCAACCUACAAAACAGCUAGGCUUGAUCCACUUUAAUUCCCCACUGGGCGUUUGGCCAUUUUCUAGGUCAAGCAGUCUUAGCGAUAACAACUUUCAGGCACCAGCCUCAGCGCCAACAGAACUUCUAGAAGGAAUUGCAGAUUAUGUUGUAGUGAGAUCCGGACUGGAAAAGCUUCAUUGGAGACGACCAGCUUCGUCAGAAGAGCUAGCUAACAGGUGGCAAGCGGGCACUUACCACCGAGCCUUCUUUUUUGAAUGGUUGGAGUUGCGGAUCGGAGAGGGUACCGUUGGCAGAUUGAUGGGAUCUGUUUUGGAUUCCGGAUACGUGGGAAGUUAUCCAGAUGCAGGUGCCCCCUGUGGACUUGAAUACGGAACUUGGGAGACUGUGACUGGUAUGAGUGCUGAGGAUCUUUGGAAGGAAUAUGGUCGGUUUGUUGAUUUCACUAUCGGACAACGAGUGGAUCCUCGCUGGACGUGGGCACAUGUCUACUUCAUUCUUUUCGUUAUUACUAUAAGCUAUCUGGUUUUAUGCGACUUGAAGUGGGAUAACAGCUGGAACUUGAAUCAGUGGACCCAAUAUUGCAAUAAAUUAACUCCUAGCUGGGAUACCCUAUUCCCUCUCAACCGGAACUUGAAAGAUCGGGCUUCCAAUAUCAGAACUAGGAUAAGUGAACAUCGACCUGCUUGA